Pristis pectinata (smalltooth sawfish) is the source of this 1518-nucleotide messenger RNA. RefSeq names its product opsin 4a (melanopsin) (gene opn4a). Gene Ontology annotation, biological process: G protein-coupled receptor signaling pathway; visual perception. The transcript has 10 exons. NCBI's taxonomy places the organism in Eukaryota, Metazoa, Chordata, Chondrichthyes, Rhinopristiformes, Pristidae. The record is from RefSeq and is a predicted model, not a curated record. Gene Ontology annotation, molecular function: G protein-coupled receptor activity. Bases 103 to 1518 code for a protein of 471 amino acids. Gene Ontology annotation, cellular component: membrane.
GUGACCGACGCCUAUUAUCGUCGUGUUUUUCCUACUGUGGAUAUCCCGGAUCAUGCCCACUACAUCAUAGGGGCAGUCAUUCUGGCAGUGGGUAUCACAGGCAUGGUGGGCAACUUCCUGGUCAUCUAUGCAUUCUGCAGAAGCAAGACUUUGCGCAGCCCUUCCAAUACUUUCAUCAUAAACCUGGCCAUUAGUGAUUUCCUUAUGUCAAUCACACAGGCCCCAAUCUUCUUCACCACAAGUCUGCACAAACGCUGGAUUUUUGGCGAGAAAGGCUGUGAGAUGUACGCGUUCUGCGGUGCCCUGUUUGGAAUCACCUCGAUGAUCACUCUGGUUGUAAUUGCGAUGGACAGGUACUUUGUGAUCACCCGACCCCUGGCCUCCAUUGGGAUUCUCUCCAAGAAACGCGCUGUUCUGAUUCUGCUGGGUGUCUGGCUGUACUCAUUGACCUGGAGCCUACCUCCUUUCUUCGGCUGGAGUGCCUAUGUGCCUGAAGGACUGAUGACCUCCUGCACCUGGGACUACAUGACAUUCACGCCGUCUGUCCGGGCCUACACCAUGCUUCUGUUCUGCUUUGUCUUCUUUAUUCCUUUGGGAAUCAUCAUCUACUGCUACAUCUUCAUCUUCCGGGCCAUACUGUCCACCAACAGAGACGUGGAGAAAAUUGGAGGAAACACACACAAGGAAUCCCGGAGAAAAUAUCAUCGGAUAAAGAAUGAGUGGAAAAUGGCCAAAAUUGCAUUGAUAGUCAUCCUGCUUUAUGUCCUCUCCUGGUCUCCAUAUUCUAUUGUGGCCCUCACUGCCUUUGCUGGGUAUGCCAGCAUCCUUACACCCUACAUGAACUCAGUCCCUGCUGUGAUCGCCAAGGCUUCUGCCAUACACAACCCAAUCAUCUAUGCUAUUACCCAUCCCAAGUACAGAAUGGCAAUUGCUAAAUACAUUCCUUUCCUCGGACGUUUACUGCAUCUGUCACAUAAAGAUUACAAGAUAGCUGGCAGCUACUUUUCCACCAGACGCUCCACAAUGACCAGCCAAACUUCAAACUCAAAUGAUAAUGCGCGGUCCAAGAGUCACCUCUCUGCUUCAGACAGUGAGUCGGGUUGGACUGACAAUGAGGCUGAUAUUUCCACCAUAAGCUCAAGACCUGUCAGCAGAGAAGUUUCGUAUGAAUUCAGCAAAGAUCCGACUGGACAAAGUGACACCAAAGACAAAUCAAAAUUGAAAAGCAAUGAUUCAGGCAUCUUUGAGAAGACAUCACUUGACAUGGACAACAUCACAAUGGUUGAAAUGAGCCCCAGAGAUGACGGGAGACUCCCACUCAAGGUGGUCGGAAGUCUGGAUGGUGAUGGGCAGAAGAAAGUAGGUGUAGCAACCAACUUUCCAAAGACAACCUCAGCCCCGUUUCUGAAGCAAGCUUGCACGCAAGCCAGCAGCCCUGACUCCCCACCAAUGCCACAGUGCUGCAAUUGCCCCAUUAAAGUUAGCAGUACUGAGCAAGCAGAAUCAAAGACAAAGUAA